AUACCUUUGCACAGAUCUCUGGCCACUGCAGUUAGGUCAGAAGGCUUUACCUGCUGUAGUGAAAGGGCCUCCCUGUGUGGGCAUUGCUGCCUCUGCAACAUGGACUCACAGCACUGCAAAAUGAGUGGUGACCCUUUCCAGGAAUCUAGGUACAUUGAAGACUCCUCCAAUAAAAAUGGUGUGAUUUCUUUGAUUUUCUCUCUGAAAGAAGAAGUUGGGGCAUUGGCUAAAGUCCUGCGCACAUUUGAGGAAAAAGGCAUAAACUUGACCCACAUUGAGUCCCGACCUUCCCGUCUCAACAAAGAUGAGUAUGAAUUCUUCAUUAACUUGGAAGGCAAGAAUGUCCCAGCACUGGACGCGAUCAUCAAGUCCUUGAGAAGUGAUAUUGGAGCAACAGUCCAUGAGCUUUCACGGACAAAGAAGAAGGACACUGUGCCGUGGUUCCCGAGAAGUAUCCAGGAACUGGACAGGUUUGCCAAUCAGAUCCUAAGCUAUGGAGCAGAAUUGGAUGCUGAUCAUCCUGGGUUCAAAGAUCCUGUGUACCGGGCCCGGAGGAAGGAGUUCGCGGAUAUCGCCUACAACUACAGACACGGCCAACCUAUUCCUCGUGUCACCUAUACGGAAGAGGAAAAGAAAACCUGGGGCACUGUCUUCAGGGAGCUGAAGACUCUGUAUCCAACUCAUGCUUGCUAUGAACACAACCACGUGUUCCCACUUCUGGAGAAGUACUGUGGCUACCGGGAGGACAAUAUUCCCCAGCUUGAAGAUAUUUCAAAUUUCUUGCAGAGCUGCACUGGGUUCCGCCUGCGUCCUGUUGCAGGCUUGCUCUCCUCUCGGGAUUUCCUGGCCGGGCUGGCGUUUCGGGUGUUCCACUCGACGCAGUACAUCCGCCACGCAUCCAAGCCCAUGUACACCCCAGAGCCUGAUAUUUGUCAUGAGCUGCUAGGACACGUUCCUCUUUUUGCUGAUCCCAGUUUUGCUCAGUUUUCCCAGGAAAUUGGACUGGCAUCUCUGGGAGCUCCAGAUGAUUUCAUCGAGAAACUUGCUACGGUUUAUUGGUUUACAGUUGAGUUUGGACUGUGUAAGGAAGGAGAUUCCCUCAAGGCAUAUGGUGCGGGGCUGCUGUCUUCAUUUGGGGAGCUGCAGUAUUGUUUAUCAAGUAAGCCUGAGAUUCAGCCUCUAAUCCUGGAGAAGACUUCCGUGCAGAAAUACCCCGUAACUGAGUUCCAGCCUAUCUACUAUGUUGCUGAAAGUUUUAAAGAUGCAAAAGAAAAGCUGAGGAAAUUUGCUCAAACAAUCCCUCGUCCUUUCUCUGUUCGGUAUAAUCCCUACACCCAGAGGAUUGAAGUCUUGGACAAUGCAAAGCAGCUGAAGAACUUAGCUGACACCAUCAAUAGUGAGAUUGGGAUCCUUUGCAACGCCCUCCAGAAGAUAAAAUGAAGAUUUGCUGUAACUUGCUAGUGACUAGAAGCUACCAUGUGCAAGUGCCAGUAUUUGUCUAGCCUCAAUCUUUUAUCUUGCAGGGUAGUGCAGGAAUGCUUAUGCUAUAUAUCUUAAUUAUUAGAGAUUAUCAAUGAAACAGACAUCUGCAGGUGACCCUCAACUCUUCUGGCCUUCAGCCACUAAUCCAUUUUUUUCUCACUAAUGUAUAAAAAUUACCUUAUUUCUGGGAAUCUGGGGGAAGCCUGUAUAUGUUUUGUGCCAAAGGUUAGCAGAAGGAGGAGAUCUUCACCAUGCAGAGCAAUAAUCUGCUGCACCUGUGAGGUCUGGGACCAGGAAUGGGAUGUCAAUGAUGAACAGAGUAAUCCUCUUUGCCUUCUGUCACAGUCACUCUCCCCUCAGUCCCUCCCAGUUGUCCAAGGUUUCCACGGAGUCUGAAACACUUCACUUUUCAUCUUAUAUCCUGAAAGGGAGAUCUUUCAGGGUAUAGUGGGAGAUUUCUCUUAAUAGACAUACUCAGCUACUCACUGUGGAAGGCUGAUGUGUGAAGGCUACAUUUUUUUGUGCGUGUCCUUCCCUGAGAGUGCCUUAUUCAAUACUGCUGCGAGGUGUCUCCUAACUUUCUGCUCUCACAACCUAGAAGGUAGAAACCAGCACCUUUGAAAUGGAGAGGAAGUGCUUGUUGCAACGCAGCUGAAGACAUCAGAGCCUUCCAACCCCUAACUCACCCACUAUCUGUGGCUAGAGGCCCCACCAAAGCUGUGGAAGACCUGGGUCAGCUAUGUCCCAUCUAACUGCAUUCAAAUCCAAACAUGUUAUCUUUCAAGACAGGCCCUAAGUGAGGACACCUUUUUGAAUCUCCACUGCCCAUUUGAGUUUUAAUCUCCCUUUUUUUGGUGAAAGCAGUUUUAUUUUUCCUGGAGUAUAUCUCAGCUGAGUCAGCAAAUGGAACCAAAGGUGAUUCCAGCUUAACUCAAUGGCUGAGCAUGGAGAGAGAAGAGUUUUGCCGUUCAGGAAGCUGUUUCUGUGUUUAUCCAAUAAAUUUCACUCAAAUCAGCUAAAUGCCCUCUCAGACUGGUCUGCAUUGUAGAAUACCUCCUGGCUGAAGGAGGGAAUCAGCACUUGAACAUUGGAGCAGAAGGGAGGAAAGCAAAGCUGAACAGUAUUUCCAGCCUGAAACAAUUUUGCAUCAUGACACUAACAUGACUCGGGUCACAUUUCUGUUAGGACAGUCAGAGAGGCAUUUGAAAGUCCAUGAGUCUCAUACCUGCUGUAGUAUUGAUUUCGUAUUUAUAGUUUGAAAAUCAAUACUGCUUUAAUGUAAGCAUCAUCUUUUAGGAAGAUAGAAAGUGCAUCUGUUUUCAUUAUAUAUAUGGUAGGUAAUAACAUUAAUCUAAGGAUACCAGCUGGAACUCUUUUUAAUACACAUAUACUUAUGCAAAAUGGUAUCAUUUUGAUGCUUUGAAGUAAUCCUUUUUAUCUCUAUCUUUUUUAUUCCUUUUUUUCUCAUCACAAUGUCCCUCUAGAUCUUUCAAUCCCACUUGACAUGUAUUUUCAGUGAGAAAGUAGCCCAUCUUUUUCUCUCUUAAUAUAAUAGGACCCAUGCGGUAACUGUAUGCUACAAAGAGACAAUUUCAUCCCAAGGGUAAAGUCUUUCAAACUAAUCCUCAGACAGCUUUCCAAGCUCCUCUGCUUCUGGUUGUUGCUAUGAAUGACAGUAGUUACAUGGUGAUAUUGAGAACCCAGGAUUCAUGAUUUUCUUUUAUGUGCAAGUGGAAUAGUUAGAGAAUAUUGAUGCCACAUGUCUCAUUCUCUGUCCCUUAAUGCAGGUUUAAAUGAGCAAUAGCUCCAGCCAAAGCAGCAUAGCAUGGCUGCUCAGCAAGACAGAGAUGAGAAAAAGUUAAAUGUUCAGCAUUUUAAAAGCAGAGGAAAUGUAUGGAAAGUAGAUUUUCUUGCAGAACAAAUAGCUUGUACAUAAGUACUCCAAAUACUGCAAAUAAAUCACAUUUUAAAUAGUACUCCUUAAUGGGUGACUUCUUAUUUCCGUGCUUAAAGAAAGCUACAGCUGUGUAGGAAAAUGCUUUUUGCAUUAUCUGAACAGUGUAAUUCCUCCUGUAUGGUAAUCACACAAGUCAACCAGAACUAGAUACCCAGGUAGGAGGGCAUGCCCGUCUGAGGUGUUCCCCAACACAAAAAAAGGCUCUCUUGCACUAGCUGAUUGUCACUCAUCCAGCCAAGAUUAUGAGACUGAUACAUGUGGAGAUACAGCUAGAAAGCAGAAGUGAGAGCACUGCUAAACUCAUGUCAGAAGCAGACGCGCUAGCGCUGCUAGGCCGCAAACCGUGGCAGGCAGUAAGGCCUAUAAUGAAACAGUCAGCAUAAAAGGCAUGCUGGGUAUGUACCUGUGAUAGUGCUAGCUUCUGGUUUUGCAAUGUUAUUAAGAAACAUAGAUAUGGUUGUUAUAGUGUUUGCUGCUUAUAUAACUGCUUAUAUAACUGCAAAAAAGGUAUAAAUGCUCAGCUCUGUAUCAAUAAAAUCGGCUUAUUGCAUCCAA
Molecule: messenger RNA, 3994 nt
Organism: Corvus hawaiiensis (hawaiian crow)
Lineage: Eukaryota; Metazoa; Chordata; Aves; Passeriformes; Corvidae
Gene: PAH
Product: phenylalanine hydroxylase
Exons: 13
Coding region: 100-1440 (446 amino acids)
Biological process (GO): L-tyrosine biosynthetic process; L-phenylalanine catabolic process
Molecular function (GO): iron ion binding; phenylalanine 4-monooxygenase activity
Source: RefSeq, a predicted model, not a curated record